UUUUAGACGAGUGUCGAAUCUGAGUCGUCGUCACCAUCUCGAGCAGUUUGAACAGUUUGCACCAGCUGUCUGCCGCCCCCUCCCAACCCAGACAGUCUUCUGCCCCAGCAUGAAUGAAGUCGGCGUUGUGAGAGAGGGAUGGCUCCACAAGAGAGGUGAGUACAUUAAAACCUGGAGACCUCGUUAUUUCAUCCUAAAGAGUGACGGGUCCUUCAUCGGCUACAAAGAGAAGCCCGAAGUGUCCAGCGAUCACAGCCUGCCACCUCUCAACAACUUUUCCGUCGCAGAAUGUCAGCUGAUGAAGACAGAGCGACCCAGGCCCAAUACGUUUGUUAUCCGCUGCCUCCAGUGGACGUCAGUCAUUGAGCGCACCUUCCACGUAGACAGCAACGAAGAGAGGGAAGAAUGGAUGCGAUCGAUCCAGGCAGUGGCAAACAGCUUGAAGAGCCAGCAGCAGGACGAGGAGCCCAUGGAGAUCAAAUUUGGCUCGGCGAGUGACAGCAGUGGCACAAUGGAGAUGGAGAUCGCCGUGUCCAAAUCUCGCUCAAAAGUGCAGACCAUGAGUGAUUUCGACUACCUUAAGCUCCUGGGCAAAGGGACGUUUGGCAAAGUGAUCCUGGUGAAGGAGAAGGCUACGGGCAUGUACUACGCCAUGAAAAUCCUCCGUAAAGAAGUCAUCAUUGCAAAAGAUGAGGUAGCGCACACGGUAACAGAGAGCAGAGUCCUGCAAAACACGCGGCAUCCCUUUCUCACAACACUAAAAUAUGCUUUUCAAACAAACGAUCGUCUAUGCUUUGUGAUGGAGUAUGCAAAUGGGGGAGAACUCUUCUUUCACUUAUCCCGGGACAGAGUCUUCACAGAAGACAGGGCCCGAUUCUAUGGUGCAGAAAUAGUAUCGGCACUGGAGUAUCUACACUCAUGCAAUGUAGUUUACAGGGAUUUAAAGCUGGAAAAUCUCAUGUUGGAUAAGGAUGGCCACAUAAAGAUAACAGAUUUCGGCCUGUGCAAAGAAGGCAUCACAGACGGCGCCACCAUGAAAACCUUCUGUGGGACUCCUGAGUACCUGGCACCUGAGGUACUUGAGGACAACGACUACGGUCGCGCUGUGGACUGGUGGGGUCUGGGCGUGGUCAUGUACGAGAUGAUGUGUGGCCGCUUGCCCUUCUACAACCAGGACCACGAGCGACUCUUUGAACUCAUCCUCAUGGAGGAAAUCCGCUUCCCCAAGAACCUGGCACCUGAAGCCAAGGCGCUGCUGGCAGGCCUGCUCAAAAAGGAUCCCAAGCAGAGGCUCGGAGGCGGACCUGACGAUGCCAAAGAAGUGAUGACUCACAAGUUCUUCACCUCCAUCAACUGGCAGGAUGUCUUAGAGAAGAAGCUCGUCCCACCUUUCAAACCCCAGGUCACCUCGGAGACGGACACGAGAUACUUUGACGACGAGUUCACAGCACAAACCAUCACAAUAACUCCACCAGACAAGUAUGACAGUUUAGACCCCGAGGACUCAGAUCAGCGUACACACUUCCCUCAGUUCUCCUACUCUGCCAGCAUACGAGAAUAGUGGCUCAGACCUUUGACCAAGCAGGCAGCAGGCAUGCUAACACACAACCCAAAUCUCACAUUUGCACUUGCACUGCUGAGGACAAAUCGAAUGACACAUGCACACACACUAACUGGCACAAGACACAUUUUCAUCUGCUCUUUUACCCAACGCCCCUUUCCCCGCUCAUCCAACAUGCACACACACACACACACACACACACACACACAGACCAGCAGAGAAUCAUGUACACAAUGAACAUGCAGGCUGUGAAUUUGCAAUUUUGCGAGUGAUGGACCUCAGCGGGGUUUUACGAGAACAGGCGGACAACUUCAUCUCCGUACAUCCUCUCAGGGGCACCCCGGCUGCAGUACACUGGGCACACUUUGAAACCAGGUUCUGCCAGCAAGUACCAGCUCGAUACCAGCCGUAGACACACAGCCCUGACGCUUAGACUGCAUCUUGCAUACACAUGUUAUGCAUACAGUUUUUUUUUUAAUCAAAAAUUAGAAUGAUGGAAAAGAUUGGGUGAUAAUUGACCAAUUUUAACUUCCUCGAUUGUUACAGUUUUAAAUAUGAAGCCAUAUUUCUGCUAUUUCUUUUUUUUUUUUUUUUUUUUUAAAUAAGUGCUCUUUCUGGAACUUGCUGUUACAAAUCGUGCGUGUGCGCGUGUGAGAGAGAGAAAGAGAGACAGACACAAAGAGAGGAGAGGAUAUGGUUGCCAUUUUUUGUGUACGCAUUGCAUGUGUCACUUCCGAAUGAGCGUGUGAGAGAACAGUUUUUGUUUCACAUCCAUCCAUUUUGUCCGUUUUCAUGGAUGCUGGAAAGUCGGGCAAGCAAGGACACUACACAGUGAUGGCCUUCUAAAGGGAACAAACCUGUUAUUUAUGAAAAAGUAACUUGCAUGGCUCUUAAAUUAUAUGGCUUAAAAAGAAAACGUAGCUGUGUGUCACACUCACAGUCACUAUGGCCAAGUUCAAGGCCACUCGCCCAGUACGUUAGGAGAGGCAACUUGACCCCAGCAAUUCACCACCAUCAGUCCAGUCAUCUUCACUGCCAGGCGUACUAAUCAAUGACGCCUUUUACAUCUGUGUUUUACCAGGUCCCUUCUCCCACAUUGAUAUUCUGUAUAAACAACACCGGCAUGGAAUCGCGGUCUACCCAGCAAUUUUCUUCCUUGCGUCGCAUCAGAGCCAUAACAUGGGUGUGACACCACAUACGUUUGUUUCUGUCGGGAAAAAACCUGCAGUUGUGCUGAAAGCAAUUAUCGCCGACUGACAAGUUUUCUUGAUCAUCGCACCAGACACAGGAGCUGUUGCAGGCAAUGGCCUGCUUCACUGGGUUCUGUAUAAAAGGUAAAUGCAGAUCAAAGUAAGAUCUGCUGUAAGGGCUCUGAUGCAGAUAUUUUUGCAGGAUCUCUGUGUAGAAGAGCCUCAUUUCGGCAGAUGUAUAAUUUAGUCACGUCAGGUUCUAGCCAGAUUUUAUAUGAAAUUGUGUUCAUAUUCAUUUUGGAGAACAUGCUGGCUAAAAUUUGUUUUUUGCUAAAGGAAAAUCAAUUUGUU
Molecule: messenger RNA, 3102 nt
Organism: Hippocampus comes (tiger tail seahorse)
Lineage: Eukaryota; Metazoa; Chordata; Actinopteri; Syngnathiformes; Syngnathidae
Gene: akt2
Product: v-akt murine thymoma viral oncogene homolog 2
Exons: 13
Coding region: 110-1561 (483 amino acids)
Biological process (GO): protein phosphorylation
Molecular function (GO): ATP binding; protein serine/threonine kinase activity
Source: RefSeq, a predicted model, not a curated record